Messenger RNA from Capsella rubella, 1573 nucleotides. Its product is annotated as probable lysophospholipase BODYGUARD 4. The record is from RefSeq and is a predicted model, not a curated record. NCBI's taxonomy places the organism in Eukaryota, Viridiplantae, Streptophyta, Magnoliopsida, Brassicales, Brassicaceae. Bases 66 to 1346 code for a protein of 426 amino acids. The transcript has 5 exons.
UCUACGUGGCUUAACCACUCAUCUCAAAUUUCUCUUGCGCUCUAGAUUCCCUCCGCUCCGCUUCUAUGAGAAGAUUCGGGACAGCCAUCCACGCCGCUUUCUCUUCAAUCGUCUUCUUCUUCUUCGACCUCAUCGACGCGGUUCUCUGUAUCGUUUACGAGUUCGUCGACGAGAUUUUGGAGGGAAAAUCCCGAGGCUGUUACUGCAAAACGUCUCCUCUUCAUACCACCGGUGAAAAUGAGUGUUCGGAGACUUUAUUCCGGAGGAAGAACAUUUUCCGGGAAAUGUGGUUUCUGGGAUACGCGAGAAAAUUCAAAUCCAAGCUCUCUCAGAAAAUGAGAAAAUCUAAGAUUCAUGAGUCGGUGGUGAAUAGAUGGUCAGAUUGUGGAUGUCAAUCUUGUAAUUCGUGGACUAAAAACGAAGAUGAGAAUCUUCACGUCGUGGUCAAAGAUUCAACUUCUCAAGAAACAGAGGACUCUGUUAAGGGAUCGUUCGAGAAUGUUAUAUUCAUACAUGGUUUUAUGGGUUCAUCGCAUUUCUGGACAGAAACAGUGUUUGAACACAUUAAGAAAGAUCGUUAUAGGCUCUUAGCUGUUGACCUUUUGGGAUUUGGAGAGAGUCCUAAGCCAAGGGAUAGUCUUUAUACAUUGAGAGAUCAUGUUGAGACGAUAGAUAGAUCUGUUAUUAAGCCUUACGAGUUAGAUUCGUUUCAUGUGGUUGCACAUUCCAUGGGUUGCUUAGUUGCUCUUGCUUUGGCUGCUAAACACUCCAACAUUGUUAAAUCCGUCACUCUUGUCGCACCGCCUUAUUUUCCUUCAUCAAAUGAAGAAUCGGUUUUGAACCGGAUCGCUCCAAAGCGGUUAUGGCCGCCACUAGCAUUUGGAACAGCGGUGAUGUCUUGGUAUGAACAUAUCGGUAGAUGCGUUUGUUUCAUAGUUUGCAAGCAUCACAUGAUAUGGGAGUGGCUAAUAAAGCUAUGUACGGGUAAAAGGGAGACUCCUUGGAAGAUAAAGGACAUAACAAGGCACACACAUCACUCGGCAUGGCAUAGUAUGCACAAUGUGAUAUGCGAUGGAUCUAAAUUUGCUGAUGAACAUCUCGGAACCAUCAUAAACUCUAGUGUUGAGAUUCACUUGAUACAAGGCGACCGCGAUGAAAUCGUUCCUUCACAUUGCUCCAGCAACAUGAAGAGGAACUUUCCAGCGGUGGAAGUUGAUAUCGUCGCUGGUGCUAAUCAUGAUAGUAUGAUAAGCGGAACAAGAGAAGAGUUUGCUGAGAAAUUGGCCAGCAUAUGGUGUUCACGUAGAACAGUGAUGGAUGCCAAAAUCGGAACACAAGCGAGGUGAUAAGGCCACGGAUCAAGCAAAGAUACGAUCGGAAUCUUUUUGAGUGAGACCCUUGUCGUUAAUGAUAUAACUUCUCUGAGAGACAAGAGUAUUAUAUUGUCUUGUAACCCGGGGAAAUUAGGUAUUGAAACUGCCAUAAGUUAAUGACACUAACAAACUCAAGGACACAUCCUCUUGCUGAUCCUUUUCAGUUUUUCACCAUUAACCCCUGUUCUUGGCCACCAAAA